AUGGUAUACUUUUUCAUUUUCAGAGCAAAAAUGAUUGACUUGGCAGCAGAGAUAUCGAAAUUGCAAAAGGAAGUUGACUCAUUUAACCAGGAAAAUGCUACAUUUCUCACCUAUGAAAAGCGGUAACUUAACAUUGUUAAUCGUUUGUUGUCUAAUAAAGUAAUAGUAAAAUCACAUGUAAAACAUAGAAAAGACAUUGAGGUAAAGAUACACAAAUGAGCUUAUGCUACAAUGAGACAAAGACAUGCAUGAUAAAUAUAAUGACAUAGUUUUUUCUCCAGCUUACUUGGAAUGGUCAGAGCCCUGUAGGAAGAUUUUUUUGAAAGAGCAAUGCAAAUGUAUUUUGUUUUAGAAUUUUCAUUUAUAUUAUAAUUUAUUAUUUUUAUUUAAUAGUUAAGACAGCUAUACAUGUAUCCAAAAAUUAUUGCUUGCAGAGCGGAGGGCUUGGCAAAUGAAAUCAAAGAACUUCAGGGACAACUAGCUGACUAUAACAUGGUAAAAAUAAGAAAUAAGAACAAAUAUUUUCAUGAAUUCUCAAUUCUGCCUGCAUUUGAUCUUCUUUCAUUUGAAAGUUUCAUUUUUUUCCAUUGUCAUUCAGUCAUGUCCUUUCUCUUUGUCGGUCUUAUUUUUAUGCUUACAGUAUUGAAAAUCUCAUUAUUGUUAUUAUUAUCUUUAAUAACAGCUUUUGGACAAAAUAAAUACGGAUACUGAAAUGGAUGAUAUUAUUCAAGAUUACAAUGCAGUAAGUGUUUUAGGUCUUAUCAGACAGUAACCAGGGAGUCUUGGGAAAAAAUUGUCUACUUUAACUUUCAAAGUAAACUUUUAUUUACAUGUAUCAAUAGUUUUUUGUUUCAUCUUUUUCUAUAGCUGAAAAUGCAGAAUGAACGUGAACAGAAUUCUAUUGACGAACUUUUCACUCAGAGACGAGAGUAAGUUCUGAAGAUUCUAGGUUGCUUUUACAUCAGAUGAAGCCUGUUUACUGUGGCCAGAAUCAAUGUACAUGUAUGCUACCUGCACGCGUGGCACUCCCCCUAAGACUUUCUUCAAGUGAUUACUUGUGGAUGAACCUCAUGGACAUUGAGGAUACAAAAACAUUGUUGGUGAUGCAAUGAAAAUAUUUUGUGUAAAAAAAAGUUUCUUCUGAAUGCUGACCCUUAUUUACGUAGACAUCUUAGGAUAUUUUGCAAACACAUGUAACUUAUUGUUAAUAGCAACCUUUUGUUAUGCAACAAUACUAAAUGAGAUGGCCGGUAGCUUAGAAUGACUUCAGGGUCUGAUUUCACUGGAGAUGGUAAUUGUUAGCAAGAGACUAAAAUAUUGGAGCUGAUUUAUAUAAUUUACUUGUAUCUCAAAUCAUAAAGUUUGUUUGUGGAGUAACACAGUCUAGUAAUUCCUUGUUAUUUUCAAUCCUUAAUUUAUUUUCAAUGUUUUCUCUUAAAAGCAAAGAGCACCAAAUUAAGCAGCUGGAACUGGAACUUGAUCAAGAAAGAAGAAUGGCAGAGAGUUUGGUGGAAGACAUGGUAAUUAAAUAACAAUUGCUUAACAAAAGUAGUGGGUUUCCUCCUACUUGAUUUUUAGAACUCACAUACAUUACCUAAAUUAUUGAAUACAGAGGCCAAUUUAAUAAAACUUUUACAAGUGUAACCACCGUUUUAGAGUCUGAAAACAAUAGCUACACUUGUAAAUUCUCUAAAAGUUUUAUAAAAUUGACGCCAGGUUGGACUGGUUACUGAAACUUAUUUUUUAUGACACUAGCCUUGAUGUGGGUGGAUAGAAUGACCCCAUUUUAGUGCUAGUUAUGGAAGUAAUAGUGGCGAUUACUUCAGCAAGUGGGAAGAAAAGAGUUCCACCAAUGCUAACAGUUGUUGAUAACUUUUUUGUCCAUUUUAGCCUCCUGAUCAGAGAGCAAAGUAUGCUAAACUAAAGAAUGUUAACAAUUCACUCCAGUCGGUAAGUUUUUUUUCUUUUCCUCCUUCCUUGGUUUCUUUUUCCCUCCACUUCUUUGUUUGUACCAAAGAUGAGUUCAGACUUCAAUAGCAACAAAGACAAGGACAGAUGCAGUAAUGAAAUACUGACAUGGACAUUGCUUCCUUCUCAAAACAUAAAACAGAGGGUUUUGAGGGGCAUAUGUAACUCUCCUAAGAGGACCUCAUCAUACAUGACUGUAGUUAAGAUUCUUUAAAAAAAAAAAAGAAAACAGCAGCAAAACUUUGUUAGCACAUGGCAUAUCAGUUAUUGGAAAUGGACAAUAAGGUAAAGGCGCACACAAGUCAAAGGCCCAAACGGCCAGAGCUUAUCCUGGUUUCAUUAGCAUGAAGCACCUAGUAGUAUGGCUACUUAAUUCCCCUGUAUAAGGCACAAGUGUAAUAAAUGGACCCAUGGACGGGAUGCUAGUCCAUCGCAGGGUUACCCCCCAGCAGUAUGUGGCCAGUACUCACUUAUACCCCUAGGUGAAGAGAGACAAAGUGGAGUAAAGUUUCUUGUCUAAGGAAACAACACGAUGGGCGAGGCUUGAACCCCAGACCUCCAGAUCCGGCGUUGGAGGUGUUAACCACUCGGCCACACAUGCCUCCAUGAAAUGGACAGUAGUUAUUAGUACUUCUUGUUGAUUUUGUUGAUUUUUUUUGUUAUACUCUUCCAUCAUUGUAUGGUAUAUUACUGACAGUACAUUCAUCAUUGUUACAGGAUCUUGAACGAAAGCAACAGGAAUUAGAUGCGCUAACUACUCGCAUUCAAAACCUUGAAGAUGUAAGUACAUUUCCUAACAUAAAUUGAAGGGUAAACAAUCUUCUGAUACAACAUUGUGUGCCACUCUACAUGUUGCUUGUUACUUUCUAUGCAAACAGUUUACCUUUCUCGUGAAGUAUAAUUACUUGCAAUUUUUGUAUCAAAUGUGUAACAGGAAGUGUCCAGCUCUCACAUCAAGCAAGAAGCAGUCACACUGUAUGAAAAACUGAAUGAACUUGGAGAAAAGAAACAGAGUUUACUUGAUGAGAUGGAGAAGGAAAAUAAAGGAACUCCUGCAGAAGAAAGAGAAAGACUUCUUAAACAGGUACAAUAAUAAUUAUUAGGAUCAUGAACUAUUUAACUCGAGGAAUAAUUAUUAUUCCUCGAGCCCGAAUGGGCUCUGAGUAGAUAGGCCAUGAGGCCAAAGGCCAAAUGAGCUAUUGGCUCAGACUGAGAUUCGGGCUCAAGGAAUAAUUGUGUUAGUAAAAUCCAACUAGCUGGUCAAAAAUAUCGAGACAAAACAACUUUAGUAAGCAAAACGUGAUUCAGCCGCCAUUUUUUUAGGUUUUCAAAGCCAGUGCUUUUCGCUACUAGUGGGCUAUAACGUAUAGCCUAGUAGUAGCUCAACCAAUCAGAACACAGCAUUGAUGAUAGGCCACUACUUGGAUUUUAGUAAAACCAAAACAGGGCAGUAAUUCAUAAAAAAAUUUUCUUUUCGUACAUUCUCAGGUGUAACAGAUCAAAACAGGGACAGUUGAGGAAAUUAGGCACUUUUUUAUUCUACAAAAAAAGCUGAAAUUUUCAGUUUUCUGUUGUCCCCCUUAGUGUUGAUUGUGUUGAAUUAAAACUUGAAUACAUAACAUAACACUGCACCCUUUUGUUGAUACUGUUUUUAUUUCUCCUCACUAAGAAAUGUACACCGAUGAUUAUCUAUCAAAAUACUGGUCUAAAAGACUAGCCGUCCUUUAGUCAUCCAUUACUAUGCUUUAACUGAAACUGAUAGCAGCAUUAGUUAGUUUGUUCAGAUUUAAACUUGUGAGAGCAUUGGUUGUAGAAAACUUGAGUGUUAACUGACAUCCCAUCAUUAAUUAAAAGCAAUUAAUAGCGUGUAUCUUCCAUUAGUUCUCUGAGGACCUUGGCUGAAGAAGAACAUCACUCCUGUGCUUAGUUUAAUAUCUCAAUGUGGUAUGGACCCUGGAGUUAAUGGGAGAGAUAUACAAGUCAUUUAAUAAUUUAAUAAUUUAUUUUUUUUUUAUUUUAUUUCUUUGCCUAUAGGUCAAAGAAGACAAUCAGGAGAUUGCCAGCAUGGAACGAAAGUAUGUGACCAUUCUUUAAUCGUUUUAGUUUUCACAGUUCAGAUUAACAGUCUUUUGUAGAAAACGCUCACCGAAAACAAAACAAAAAACCUAUAAUGUUGGCAAAGCGCUAGCUUGUAAGAUAGUUGUCAAGGCUAAAAUCAGUAAAUCUGUCUUUGAAUCCAAGUAAAAGAACCUUAGAUACAACGAGGUUUUAAGGCGUUUUUGUCGUUUGUUUAGGACCGCUGAACUUCGAGAGAAGAUUGAAACUUUGAAUGGGGAGAUUCAACAGUUGGACAUGGACCUUGAAGAACACCAAGGUAAACAUUUAUCAUUGCAGAUUGAGUUUUCUUUGUUCACUACAGAAAAAAGAAUAUGAUUUUUCAAAUAAAUGAAAAUGUCAAAGUAGGUAGCUUGCAGGAAGUCGUAGCAAUUAAGUUUGUUUUUUCAGUGAAUUACAUGCAGACAACGCUUUUUCAAUGCAUUCAAGUGAAUUAACAAAAAAUUAUGUUCCUUUUCAGGUGAAAGAAAUGUUAAGUACAAGGAAUUAAAGAAGAGAGAAGAAACGAUGGAUGGUAGGUCUGAACUGAUCAGUAGUAAAAAAUAAAAAAAAUUAAAGUUUUAAUUAAUUUCAACCUAGCCAUUCUCUGCAAUUCAAGAUUUUUAUGCAAUUAGGAGAGUUAAAUUUGGAAACGAGUUUGUUAUGUUUCCUUGUCAGAUUUUCUGGAUACUUUUGAAGAGGUGAAGGCAAACGAACAGGUUGGUCAGCAAAUUAUUUCCUGGUACCCGAAAAUAACUUUAUUUUGUCUACACCAUUUACCACUGAUUUUUAAAGAUAAUAUCAUUUUAAUGUGUGCAAGUCAUAUGUGUCAUGCAGUUCCCCACCAGCCUCCCCCUACUCUUAUCACGUGUGUUACUCGUAUAGCCUAGUACAUUGUAGAGUCCAUCCUGCCGUUUUUCCACCAAAUGUUCCCCAAAGUUCGGGGGAGAGUUAGGGGGGCUCUGGUCAAAGUAAAUUGUAAAUGGUCACAGCGUUUGACUUAGCUCUGAUCUUCUUUUCACAGACGAGGAAGCAACAAUUGGAGAACACAGUUGUAAACAUUCUGGAACACAUCAGCAGAGUAAGUAAACUGUUGUAUCUUCAUAUUAAGGACUGAGAAACAAGCGUCGGGAACUUAAUGUCGAUAAUGCUUUUAGUCUUUUAAGUCAGGCAGUUUCAGUACUUGCAAUUCACUCGUUAGAGUAUCCAAAUAAAUACUUCAGAAUUCAACGUAGAAAUCAGAUGCUUAAGUUUCAUUAAUUAUACUGUUUGUUUUAGGGAAUGGUACGAACAAAACACAUGCCCAGUCCGGCAGAGCUUCAACGAAUGAAGGUACUUUAAAGUUAAUGUAUUUGUGAAGUCAGCUCGUUUUGACUCAAAAGACUUUGAAAAUGAGAGAGAUCAUAUUUGUCACCAUCAACAUCAUAAUUUAACUCUUUUCAUUAACUUUAGGAUGACUUGAAUUUCAAAGAGACAGAGAUGCACAAGUCGCAAUCGACUGCUGCCAGUUUAGGUUCAGGUAAGUCCUUCCUCGCUUACACAUAACAACUAUUUCAUUUUUAAUUUGCGAUGUAUAGCAACAAGAUGAAAGUUAUUGGAACUUCAAAAACUCACGCCGUGCUUUAGAAUGGUCUCGUGAAGUACAAUCACGUGACGUAGAUCUAACAUUUGUAUAUGGUGCUUUAGAAAGGUCUUGUGAUGUACGAUUAUGUGUCCUGGCCUGUUAUUUGUACACGGCGCUUUGGAAUGGUCUCAUGAUGUACGAGCACGUGACCUAGAUACGGCGAUUUGGAAAGGUCUCGUGAUAUACACUAUACAAUCACGUGACCGAUAGGAUCAACCGUCUGUGGAAGACGUUAAGAUAACGCCAAAGUAUAUCGCUUCACUGACAAAAACUCUGCUUCGAGUCCGUAUUUUUUCGUUCUUUAAUAUAUCAAUAUAACUUGCGGUUCGUUUUUAUGUUCGUUUUUUCCCGGUGAUCAGAACACACCCGGCUGCAGAUGGAUCUGGAAAAAGUUGAACAGGUUAGAAUUAUAUUGUAAUGCCAACAAACACUUGUUUUUGUAAAACUUGAGUUAUAAUAGCGGUAUUAUAACAUGAACUUUACUUCCACUCAUUUAACAGCUAGAAACAAAAAUAACAACGGAACUGGAAUCUUUGAAAGAGAGGAUCAGCACAAUGACUCAGGUAAAGUUAUUGCAUCAAAACGUUCUUCAUAUACCAUAGCUUUGGUGAAGGAAGAUCUACCCUGGGUUCCAGAGGCUUUGUCAUGCCCGGUUUCCGGUUUCGGUCAAGUCUUAAAAAGUGACACGCGGGAAAAGCCUCUGGACCAGAGCGCCAUUCCUUUGAUAGCACCGAGCCAAUUACAACCCAACGUACACCAAAACAUCCAGAAUCUGGAUGUUUUGCUGAUUGGUUCCUUGGAGAUAUCGAAUGUUUCAAAUGCUCUGAUUAGAUUACAAUCGCAAUAGGCGCGUGCUCGGGACGCGACACGUCUUCGGCCCAAGACCGAAGACGUGUCGGCCACACGAAGCUCCUCGUCGCACGCGAGAAAAAACCUCUGGUACCCAGGGUAAGGAAGAUCAGAUUAACGUUCCUUUUUUACUACUUAGGAACUUGAGACGUAUAGUGACUUGGAUACUCUGAGAGAACAGUCAGAAGAAAAGAAACGGGUAAGUUGACAAUCCCAUUGUACUACGGCUGUCUAGAAAACAAACUGAUUUUGUAAUGUAAAUGUUAAAGAAUCAAUCCAUAAUUUCCUCCCUCUUAACUACCUCUCCCGUGAAUUGCACUCGGGGGAGGGGAGGGCGGGGGGACACUGGACAUUAUUUAGGGGAGGUUUACCAUCGAUAGUCGAGACUACGUGUCACGUGUCUUUGUUGUGGGCCAAUUUUAUGUUCUGUUUUGGGUUAUAGUAUUGUUUGAUGAUGAGUUAAAAGCAAACACAAAAUUGGACCACAAGUAAAAAGAAAGGCGGAUUUAAAUUUGAAUUUAAACGUCAAGGUUUCAAGGCCUUACGAUCAAGGGUUACUUAGAAUAAAUGUCUUUUAAUUUUUUGGUUUCUUUACUAGCGUCUGUACGAGGAAAAAAAAGUAUUAUCAUCAAGAAAGGAAACAUUUAAACAACGUAAGUCUCAGUUGUUUGUUUUAGGAUUUUUCUCUUUCUUUCGCUCCUAAGAGCUCUCUGUUUUCAAUCGAUAUCUGUGGAUAAAUAUGGCCUUUUUUCAGGACAAGUUGAUGCUGGGUUUUCAAAAAAAUCUUUUUUGCACGUUAUGUUAAGAAACUGUCAAUUCAAGUACAUUGCAUGUGCCUUGCUGAAAGCAUAAAUAAAUGGGUGAAGGGGAUAGCUGUCAGGGGGACGUUGAGUCCACUAUCAGGACUAAUUUGUGAAUUUGUUAAUUUAAUUGGUCAGGAAAUUUUACAUUUAUCAGAAAAAAGUCCUGAAAAACUUUGGCUGUGGCAACCAUGGCUGGGCAGACAUCUAUCAUCAUUAAUCAUGCAGGAAGUUGGUCCCUCUGGCACUCGUUGAAUUUCAAUUUCAUUGCACUAAUUGUCAGGGUGAAGCCUUUUGUAGAUAGCUUGAGGUGUUUAAGUACCGUAGUUUAGGGUUAGAAGUCAAAAGGUUACGGACGAUACGAAAGUGACUAUCGUGAGGCAAACGAUGAACUAGACUAUCGUGCAUGAAACACAAUAUUAUUUAAAAUAAGAACUUUCGUUAUAUAAAAAGGAGAUUUAUCAGUCCUCUUCUGUAUCAUUCAGAUGUCCAGCGACUGUCCUCAUUCUAUGAUGCGACCAGAAGCAAACUAAUGGAAAACGAGACACAUUCCCAGGUAUUUUUUCGUAGACGACACCAAUCAUUAAUUUUUCCAUCAUGCGUUGUUGACUCGUAUGAUUAGCUUAUGUUCCACAGUAGCUUGGAUGCCAUGCUCCUUUUACCUGCUCAAAUUUCGCGCUCAACCUGAAAACCUUCUUAGUCUCUAUUGUCUCUUUAAGUGCAGUACUUCAAUAACAGUCGCUUAAGCUUCGCAAUAUGCCGAUGUUUCCCCGCCAACAGACUUAAAGAGCAAUAGACAAACCUGUUUGUACUUGUUUGUAUUGUAUCCCCGCUUUUCGGUAUCAUAAACUUUAUCAUCGUCUUGUUUUCAGCUUGGUAAUCUGGAACGGAAGUGGCAGCAUCACGAACAGAACAACUUUGUAAUGAAGGAGUGUAUCCUUUUAUGUGUCUUGAACAUUGUCACCCAUAUAAUAGGUGCAGGAAAUCUGCGUGCUGUGAUUGGUUUAUAUAAUGAUUAUAGUUUUUAUUACACCAAAGAUACGCCUUUGACGUCAUAG
Molecule: messenger RNA, 8393 nt
Organism: Porites lobata
Lineage: Eukaryota; Metazoa; Cnidaria; Anthozoa; Scleractinia; Poritidae
Source: the annotation of a GenBank genome assembly